ACACCCAACAAGAUCUUGCACACCUACUUGCUCAGACUUGUCAAGUACACAUUCAGUAUCACUGUUGACCAUUUGGAGAAGGAUAGAUCUCAAGACCUGCUUUCCCUCAUUGAAGCUUGCAUGAACUUGCUGCAAAAAGAAGGCUGGAACCUCCCAAAGCUCAAUGCCAAGUACAUCAUGGAACACCAGUGUGCUUUGAUUGGGAAGCACCUCAAGAUGCUUGUGCAAUGUAUGCCAUUUGUGCUAUGGGACAUGGUUGUGCCGGAGUUGCUCAAAGCAUGGGUGAUGAUUGGUCUCACAGGAGCCUUGCUGUGGCAGUACAACAUCAAGGUCAAGGAAGUUUACCUGGCUGAGCUCCAACAAGCUCUUACCUCACUGGUUCAUGCUAUAGCCCAUCUGGACCCAAUCAAGAUGAUAUCUAAGCCAAAGCUGCACAUAUUGCUGCAUGCUACAGAUGAUAUCCAAAGAUGUGGCCCAGCAGUUGGGUUCACAACUGAGCGAUACAAAUCAUAUAACUUGGUCUUCAGAACUUGCUCCGUCAAUAGUAACCAUCAAUCACCCAGCCCAAUAUAG
This is a messenger RNA of Dacryopinax primogenitus, 573 nucleotides long. RefSeq lists its product as uncharacterized. The annotation marks the transcript as partial. The transcript is spliced from 2 exons. NCBI's taxonomy places the organism in Eukaryota, Fungi, Basidiomycota, Dacrymycetes, Dacrymycetales, Dacrymycetaceae. The record is from RefSeq and is a predicted model, not a curated record.